Messenger RNA from Tyto alba (common barn owl), 2793 nucleotides. RefSeq lists its product as uncharacterized. Gene Ontology annotation, molecular function: nucleic acid binding; RNA-DNA hybrid ribonuclease activity. NCBI's taxonomy places the organism in Eukaryota, Metazoa, Chordata, Aves, Strigiformes, Tytonidae. The transcript is spliced from 6 exons. The record is from RefSeq and is a predicted model, not a curated record.
AUGAAGAAGAAGAGGAUGACUAACCAAGAAGUAGAUGAUGACAACAAAGAAGUAGAGUAUGACAACAAAGAAGUAGAUGAUGACAAUAAAGAAGUAGGCGAUGACGAAGUAGACGAUGAAGACGACGAAAAUGACAAAAUAAGACAAGACGAAGGUGAAGAUAAUGAAGAUGAUGACAAAGAUGAUGAAAAAGAUGAAAAACAUGAAGAAGAAGAGGAUAAUAACCAAGAAGUAGAUGAUGACAACAAAGAAGUAUACGACGACGAAGAGACAAAGAAGACGACGAAACUGACAAAAAAAGCCAGGAGACUCUCUGCUCGACUGCGGGAUCGACUGCGGGGCGGACUCUCCCAGGCGCGCCCCGAGCACUUUCCUCGGAGGAGCCUCCGCUACCAGCCGCUCACCGUGGGAGCAGACAAGGACUUCCUGAAGCCGCGGACUAAACGGAGAGAAGGAAAAUGGGAUGAGGUAUCAUACGCGGAUAUGUUUUUCACUUUGCGAAACCACCCAGAGUGGCAAAGGGACUGUGGGUUAGUACCCCCACAGGACCCUAUGGUGCUUGCACUUGAACGAGAAAGUAAGGAAAGUAGGGCUCUCCUGGGGGGGGACUUGCUGGAACAACUGGAAGCAAAAAUUAUCUUUGAAAAAGGGGAAGUCACCUUGGAGGUAAAAGAUCAGCAAUACAUUCAAGUGCUAAGUCUAACUCUAACUAGUUUUUCGUCAGGAGGAGAAAUUAGUGAGAAAAUUUUAGACCAAGUAUAUCCGGGAGUUUGGGCUACCGAUGUACCUGGAAGGCCGAAAAACGCUCUACCAAUUAAGGUUAGGAUCAAGGAAGGUCAACGACCGGUGAGAAUUAAACAGUAUCCUUUAAAAAGGGAGGAUAGGGAAGGAAUCCGACCAGUAAUAGAAAAAUUUUUGCAAUUAGGGUUACUAGAAGAGUGUGAGUCUGAGUUCAAUACCCCUAUACUGCCCGUUCGGAAACCUGAUGGGUCGUAUAGGGUGGUUCAGGACUUACGGGCUGUGAAUAGAAUAGUUGAAGAUCUCCACCCAGUGGUAGCAAACCCAUAUACCCUGUUAACUGUAUUAACACCAGAGUUGAUUUGGUUUACUGUCUUAGAUUUGAAGGACGCCUUCUUUUGCCUUCCUCUCCAUAAAGCCAGCCAAAAGUUGUUUGCAUUUGAAUGGGAAAAUCCUAAAACUGGUCGAAAGACCCAGCUCACCUGGACGGUGUUGCCACAAGGGUUCAAGAAUAGCCCUACUCUUUUUGGCAACCAGCUCGCAAAGGACUUGGAAUCCUGGGAAGCCCCAUCCGAAAAAGGAAAACUAUUGCAGUACGUGGACGACAUUUUGAUCGCUGCCGAGACAGAAGAGGAUUGUACAACGUGGACGGUGAGCUUGUUAAAUUUUUUGGGACUACAGGGGUAUCGGGUCUCUAAGAAGAAAGCCCAGGUGAUACAACGCAAAGUAAACUACCUGGGCUAUGAGAUCACUGCGGGGCAAAGAACUCUGGGACAGUCCCGUAAGGCCAUAUGUCAAACCCCAAAACCCCAGACAGUAAAAGAAUUAAGGACCUUCUUGGGAAUGACGGGGUGGUGCAGGCUAUGGAUUUAUAAUUAUGGACUGCUUGUUAAGCCCCUGUAUGCACUAACGAACACCGAACAGACGCACCUCGAAUGGGAUGAGGAGGCUGAGUGAGCCUUUGAUUCACUGAAGAAGGCUUUGAUGUCGGCCCCGGCUCUAGGACUCCCAGAUGUGAGUAAACCGUUUCUUCUCUUUUCUUAUGAGAAUCAGGGCAUUGCCCUGGGAAUUCUGGCACAAGACCUAGGUCCAUACCGACGAGCUGUCGCCUACCUCUCUAAACAACUAGAUGCGACUGCAAAAGGGUGGCCUGGGUGUCUGCGAGCGGUGGCUGCCCUGAUACUGAACAUACAGGAAGCUCGGAAGUUCACUCUGGGCCAGAAAAUGACUGCCUAUGUGUCCCAUACAGUAUCGGCAGUCCUGGAAGCAAAGGGAGGGCAUUGGCUCUCCCCACAAAGAUUUCUGAGAUGCCAAGCUGCACUAGUAGAACAAGAUGAUGUACAGAUAAUAGUCACUAAUAUUGUCAACCCAGCUUCUUUCCUCAGCGGUAACGUGGGGGAACCAGUGCACCAUGACUGCUUGGAAACAAUUGAGGCGACAUACUCAAGUCACCCUGACCUGAAGGAAAGCCCCAUGAAGGAUGAGGAGAACUGGUUCACGGACGGAAGCAGUUACGUCCUGAACGGUAAUCGACACGCGGGGUAUGCCGUUACCACCAGUCAAAAGGUAAUAGAAUCAGGACCUCUGCCUGCAAAUACGUCUGCACAAAAGGCAGAAAUAAUUGCUUUAACCCGAGCCCUGGAACUAGCUAAGGGUAAGAUCAUAAACAUAUACACGGACUCCAAGUACGCUUUCGGAAUUGUGCAUGCACAUGGAGCAAUCUGGAAAGAAAGGGGACUAUUGAACUCCCAAGGGAAAAACAUUAAACAUGCGAAAGAAAUUUUGAAGCUAUUGGAAGCUGUUCAACUUCCUGAGAAGGUGGCGAUUAUGCAUAUUAAAGCACACCAAAAGGUGAACUCUGAAUUGGAAAAAGGGAACGAGCUGGCGGAUAGGGAGGCAAAACGGGCUGCCAAAAUAGAGAUAAAGACGGAAGGAGCACUUAUUCCCGAUAGGCAAAUUUCCCUGGAAGGUAAACCAGAAUAUACCAAGGAGGAUCAGAAACUUACUGCAGAUUUGGAGGGGACAUAUAACGAAGAAGGGUACUGCUACCCUUAG